UGAUGCUUCAUUUAGCAGCAUAAUCACUUGCGUAGUUUUCACGGACCACAAGCUAAGUAGCUAGUGGCCACAUGGUCGCAUCUGACUUAGGGGCACAAUAACCUCUAUCUCUCUUGGGUGCCGUUUGCUUGCCAGACCACGCGUAAAGAUUUGCCAAACAAACGCCGCCUUAGUUUUAUUGCGACUUCAGUUCUUUUGUUCUCUCUCAAUACAGAACAGGAACAGCCAUUAAUGCACUCGGUAUUUCCUCCUCACUUUUCCGACCCACUCUCUACCCGCCGUGAGGCCAUUAAUGGUGGUGAGACUGUCAGUUAUUGACAGGUGUGAAGGGCAAUCUCGAGCGGAUCAUUAGGCUUAGGAGUGCAAUAUCGGGACUGAAGUAAUAUAAAGUGGUGCAGCUUGCGAAGGAAGGAUAGAUCGGAGACAUCAAACUCCAGCAAAUACUACACAGCAGCGAUAUGGAGGGUAAGCUAACACCAACAGUUGCAGAAGAAAUAUCGGAUGAAGCUGAGCUCGCCAGCCCACAUGCCCAGUACUUAAAUAGUUCAGCUCUCUCUCUCUGCAUUCUGGCUGCUCUGGAAAUCGAGGUUCCCAUCGAUGAUUCGCAAACCGUUGCUUUGAUUAAAGAGAUGUUUCUCCCCAUCAACCCACGCUUCUCCUCCAUCUUGGUUAAAGACGACCAAGGAAUAGGGCAAUGGCGGAGGGUUUCUGUCAAGCCUGAAGACCACGUUCAUGUCCCUGUCUUCCCCGGCGGGUUAUCCACAGCUGCCUACGAUGGUUACUUCCAGGACUACAUGUCGAAGAUAUCGACGGAAACUCUUCGACCGGACCGGCCACCGUGGGAGAUCCAUUUGUUUAAGUACCCAACCAGCAGCGCAGCUGGGACUGUGGUGUUCAAGCUUCACCAUGCAUUGGGUGAUGGCUUCUCACUCAUGGGUGCACUGUUUUCUUGCUUGCAGAGAGCCGAUAACCCUUCUCUUCCCUUAACUUUUCCGGCAUCUCUGUCCAAACCGAUACAAGAUGACCAUGGGAGCUGCGGCAUUUUAACCAGAACACUUCGCUAUAUCUCCAUGGUCUUCAACUCUACUUCGGAGUUUGCUUGGAGCCUUCUGAGGAGCAACUUCUGGGAAGAUGACAAGACUCCGAUCAGGUCUGGAGAUGCUGGGAUUGAAUUCCGGCCAAAAAUCGUCUCUACCCUCACUUUAUCAAUUGAUCAGAUCAGACAAAUCAAGGACAAGAUUGGAGCGACGAUUAAUGAUGUGCUGUGUGGGAUAAUAUUCUACGGUACCCGGCUAUACAUGCAUACCUCAAGCAAAAAAUCAAGCAAUUUAUGCUCUACGGCAUUGGUUCUGCUCAACACUAGAAUUAUCGGUAAUAUUCAGCCAAUCAAGGAGAUGAUGAAACAAGGCACCAAGGCACCCUGGGGGAAUCAUUUUGCUUUCUUACAUGUGCCAAUCCCAACGUUAGCUGAUUCUGAUACUGCAAAUCCUCUCGAUUUUGUGCUCAAAGCAAAGCAAAUAAUCAGGAAGAAGAGAAGCUCAUUGGCUGUAUAUCUCAACGGAAAACUAAUUGAUACCAUGAGGCAAUUGAGAGGCCCUGAGAAAACAGCUCAGUACAUCCAUAGCACAAUAAGGAAAACGAGCAUGGGGAUCUCAAAUAUGGUUGGACCAAAGGAGAAAAUGUGUUUGGCAGGUUAUCCAAUUGGGGGCUUGUACUUUUUGGUGACAGGGGCACCACAGUGUGUUUCAGUGACAGCAGUGAGUUACAUGGGAAAUUUGAGGAUAGCAGUGGCAGUGGAGAAAGGUUUCAUAGAUAAUCAACUAUUCAAAUCAUGCAUGGAGAAGGCCUUUGAGAGGAUCUCUGAAGCUGCUCUUUGCACUUGAAUUGAAAUGGAUACAAAUUCAAUCUCUAUAAUCCCAACCUUGAAAUUAUAUUAUUUAAUUUCUUAGUCAUAUUUAUAUUCUUGUACAUUAAGUUGUUGUCAACAGUUAUAUUUAUUUAUUAAGGCCUUGUUUGUUUGUAAUGCGAAUCUGAACCAUAUAAUAGAUUUUGCACCGGUUCAGUUUUGUAUCUAUUUGUUUGUGAUCGGUUAUAGUUUGGACCCUUAUCUGAUACAAAAUGUGCACUUUUGCCUCGUUU
Nelumbo nucifera (sacred lotus) is the source of this 2139-nucleotide messenger RNA. The record is from RefSeq and is a predicted model, not a curated record. NCBI's taxonomy places the organism in Eukaryota, Viridiplantae, Streptophyta, Magnoliopsida, Proteales, Nelumbonaceae.